CCCCUCAGUGUAGUAUGGCCUCUGGUGAGGCAAUUUGAUAACCCUCAAAGGUACAAACACUUCAUCAAGAGCUGCAACAUCAAGAAAGGUGAUGGACGUGUUGGCAGCAUCAGAGAGGUCACUGUGAUCUCAGGACUUCCGGCAUCGACGAGCACGGAGAAACUAGAGAUUCUAGAUGAUGAGAAGCACAUAUUGAGCUUUAGUGUGGUGGGUGGUGAGCAUAGGCUGAAGAGUUAUAGAUCAGUUACUUCAGUUAAUGAGUUUCACAAGGGUGGAAAGGUUUAUACUAUUGUUUUGGAGUCUUAUGUUGUUGAAAUUCCUCAAGGGAAUACAGGAGAGGAUACCAAAAUGUUUGUUGAUACUGUGGUCAAGUUGAACCUGCAAAAGCUUGCCAUUAUUGCUACAUCUUCUCUGCAUGGAGGCCAUGAUAGUUCCAGAUGAGAGCAGUUUUGGACCCAAAUCACUGGCAGCAAAAGGGAAAUAUUGGGUGGGUUUUUGUGUUUUUGGUUUUGAAAUCUUUCUUAUUAGUGGUUAUAGUUUUAGAAUUAGGUGAAGAAAGCAGCUUUGAUUUAUUGGGUGUUUGAGUACAAGUUUUAGUAGUUUGAAUGAAUGCUUUUGCUUAGUUACAAUCUUAGCUCUUAGGGUAAUGAUUCGAGUAUUUUUUUUUAGCUUUAUUUCUCUUUUAA
This is a messenger RNA of Macadamia integrifolia, 686 nucleotides long. Its product is annotated as abscisic acid receptor PYL2-like. NCBI's taxonomy places the organism in Eukaryota, Viridiplantae, Streptophyta, Magnoliopsida, Proteales, Proteaceae. The transcript has a single exon. The annotation marks the transcript as partial. Gene Ontology annotation, cellular component: nucleus; cytoplasm. Gene Ontology annotation, biological process: abscisic acid-activated signaling pathway. Gene Ontology annotation, molecular function: signaling receptor activity; abscisic acid binding; protein phosphatase inhibitor activity. The record is from RefSeq and is a predicted model, not a curated record.